Molecule: messenger RNA, 6143 nt
Organism: Cladocopium goreaui
Lineage: Eukaryota; Dinophyceae; Suessiales; Symbiodiniaceae
Source: the annotation of a GenBank genome assembly
GGCGGUUGGAGCUUUCCGGCGGUGCAGCCAGACGAUGAGCCCUUCAACACGUCCCCCCCCGAGUCGCCACCGCCACGAGGUGAGCCCCGGGUCUCUUUUCGAGCGAACGGCGGUUGGAGUCUUGCAGGUCCGAAUGCGGAGCCUGGCUCCGAAGCCGUCGCGCCGCCGCCUGCGGGCAUAUCAGUUCGCACACCGGAACGGCUUGCGGGGCUCGGCCGUUCCACGCCGCCGAGGCCUCUCCCUGCCUUGCCAUCCGCACUGUCAGUACCUUUCACGCGUGUGGACAGCUUCCCUCGGCCGUUGGAUCCCUAUGCGCGGCCCUUGUCACCGCCAUUGCGGCAGGCCGGCUCCGCCGCGCGGCUUUCCGCUCCACGGCUCUUGGAGCCACAGCGGCUUGAGCCGCAGGAUGGACGUCGCUUCGAUCCCAGGCUUUCACAGGUGCCCAAUCCUUACGCCCCCAGUCGUUUGGUGCCUUUGGACCAACUGGGAGCGGCUCCUGUGCCCCUUGCGCCACAGGACAUGUCCAAUGCGCUCCAGGUGCCCAAUCCCUACACGCCUCGACUGCUGCAUCCGGAGCCGAAUGGCCCGAAUGGCCCGUGUGCCAUGGGACUGCCAUUGUUUUGUUUCAUCUUGGUGUCGGUGCUGGCGGCCCAUUUGAUUUUCUUCGGAACCUUAGGUUGCGACGGCAUCAUGCUGUCAGAUCGAUUGGCUCUAGUUGAGUAUGAUGUGCCUGGACCUAGAGUAAUUCAUGAAAGGUGGAUUCUAGAUCACAUUGAGAACGAAGAUUACAUCAUAGUGACACCUGAUGCUGACAUCUACGCAGAGACGAUGUCUGUUCAGAACCAGGACUUUAGGUCCUUUCGGUUGCGUCCAGCCCCAGGGAGACUGCCUCCUGGUGUGGUCCUGGCCGAGGCAUAUGGUUUGCGAGCUUGGACUCCUGCUGAAAAGGCCAAUUUCCGAGUGCUAGCUACCGCUGAAGCUACUGCUGAACGGGGCCGACGUGGUUUGGCUGCUGCAGCAGCGGCAGGGCCAGGGGCUGUUGCCGCCGCGGCGGCUGCAGUCGCUGCCCCGGCUGCUGCUGGAGGCCGGCCUGGCAUUGAGGAGGGUUCCAUAGUCCAGCCCACUUGGGUGGCUGCCGAGGCAUCUGGAAGUGUCCGAUAUGGCCAGGUAAUUGACCAUGUUUUAGCAGCUGCAGUGGUUGGUGCCAAGACAGUGCAUAUGAUGGCAGAUGGCAGUUCGAUCUUUUGUGAAUGCGUUGAUGUCUCCACAGUUGAGCAGUUCAAUUCAAAGCCUUCUCUGUGUGACUCCAGGAUCGUGCCCGUCAAGCUGAACGCCCUCAAGACACCAGAGCGUCCAUUAGCUGAAAUAGUUGCCUUGGGGAUGCAGCAUGACAUGGGAUGGAAGCUACAUGGUCCUAGGACCGCCAAAUGGUGUUGCAACUAUCUUGUGAUUGAAGGAUUGGGCUUUGAAGCCCACCACGAGAGAUUUCGUACGUUGUGCAAGCUCGAUGGUGGGGCGUGGGGAGUUCAAGAGCAUUUCCAAUUGAGUAUGAUGUUGAGACAACUCAUCCAAGUCGAUCAAUUCGACCCCUUCAACUCCUAUGGUAUCGAGUUGAUGUUUCGUCGUGCCCAAACAAUAGAAUACUCCCAUUCUGAAAAGGCUCGCGAGUUAGAGAGCCGGAAUGUGGGAGGCAAGCUGUCACUGGAGGAGCAAUACUCCUUUGGCUCUUUGGUCAGACAGGCUGGUACAUUGAUGGUGUCUCCAGACCUUCUGGAGCACGUGAAGGCCGAGGUUGAGAAGGACGUCCAGCUUGCCAAAAACAUGAGGAAGGCACGUGAGGAAAGGGAGUUGGCCAGGAAGAAGGGUGGUCCUGGUGGGAAGAAGGUCUUUUUGAGCGUGGACCCUGACCGUGAGGUUCCACGUGACUUGCUGCCUCUGCCAAUGGUUGUGCCUAGUUGCUCAGAGGCGCCGCGGCAGCUUCGAGCUUUUGAUGGCUACAGUGACAAUGACCAAGUCCCGUGUGCUGUCAAGUCCUAUUCACCAUCUUUGCUUUCUUUGCCGGAAGGUGGGAACCGAGUGUUACCAGUUGCUGGCUUGAUGGGUGAGGGUGGUUGUGAGAUUUUGGACGAAUUUUGUCGUUCGAGAGUUCUGCACGAAAAGGAAGCCCGAAGUAAUCUGGAUAGGGCCGGGGUGCGGGAGUGCUACAGUGAUCCCUUGCUGAAGGAACCAGGAACUUACAAGGAGUUCAUCAAAAGGCUAGCUAGGGCUGACCUCAUUGAGUUCACGACGUCUGCACCAAUUGAGCGAGUUGAGGCAUUCUUUGUUGGCAAAAAAGAUGGCCGUCUGAGGAUGGUUGUUGACUGCCGGCGCUCCAACUGCUGGUUCUCACCGCCGGACAAGGUGCGUCUUUGCACUGCAGAAGCAUUGUCCCGGAUUGAGCUGGAACCAGGUUCGGAGCUGACAGUCUGCACAGCUGACCUCAAGGAUGCAUUUUAUCACUUUGAGCUUCCUCUGGAACUACGUAGGUAUUUUGGCAUGCGCCGCGUACUGGCUGGUGAGGUUGGCAUUUCCUGCAUUGAUGGUGUGGCUGUCUCUCCUUCAAGACUGGUGUGGCCCAGGUUGAAGGCCUUGCCUAUGGGAUGGUCGCAUGCUUUGUGGUUCUGCCAGAUGAUUCAUCAGCGAAUAGUGCAAGGCGUUGGAGCCGGAAUGCAAACUAGGUUGGAAGACCGUACAGCAGUGCCUUCAGGUGAUUGCAUGCAUCUUGAGUAUGUUGACAACUUUGUGGUCCUUGGAACCUCAUCCUCAAAGGUGUCUCAGAUCGCAGAAGCAGGUGUCAGUGCCUUGAGAGUUAUUUCAGUAGAUGCAUCAACAUGGGGAUUGGGUGCAACUACAACUUCAGACUUCACUAUACCAGAGAUUCAACAACUUGGUCGAUUUUCAGAGCGUUGGAGAUUUGAUAUAGAUGAGUUCAAGUACCCACGAGCCAGUGCCUUUGGUGUUCACAGCAACGCUGUCACUGAUGAGGCAGAUGUGCUGCAGUGGGCGGCCAGCAACUCAGAGGCGCGAGGGUUACUCAACAAAUUGGUGCAUUAUGGUUGGCAUCCGGAAGUUGUGGUCACUACAGAUGGCUUCCAUCAGAAUGGAAUCCGGCCGAUGGCCCGUCUCGUGGUUCGAGAUACCCCAGUGUUCCAGUUCAGUAUCCGGCUGAUGGUCAUCUACCGCCAGCUGCAAGUGUCCCCCCCACGGAAUGCAAAGCGUUGCAAAAAGGUGCUGAAAGAUCCUGCAACGGCGCAGAAGGCCAAGAAGGAGAAGCGCCAACAGCAAUUGCAGGAAGUGGGAUCUUUAGCUGCAGCCUCGGUGGGGGCACGGUGCCGGAGCAAAUAUCUGGAAUGCUUCAACAGGUUCUGCCGUAUGACCAACCUUCAGAAGAACAAGAUCAAGUCCUUCCCAACCUUGGACACUGCCUUGACAUAUGUGCUGACAGAAAUGUUUGGGGAAGGGGAAGACAUCAGUCAGGCCAACUACAUGAUAGCGGGGGUUCUCUUUUUUCUGCCCGAGUACAAGACACCAAAGAUGACAGGUCUCCCCAACACCAAGCAGAGCCUUCAAGGAUGGCGCAAGCUGGAUCCUCCCAAGUCCCGCUUGCCUUUACCUUGGCCAGUGGUUUGUUUGAUGGUGAAGGAGGCUUUCAAACAAAGGCAGACACAACUAGGGCUGAUGAUGCUGUUGGCGUUCAAUGCCUACCUGCGUCCUGGAGAGAUCGAAAAGCUGCGGGUACAAGAUUUGGUGCCUCCUGCGACCAAGCAGAAAUCCUGGAGCCUGGUUCUUCAUCCCUUCGAAGAGGGGAUCCCUUCCAAGACCGGGGAGUUCGACGAGUCGUUGAUGCUGGACCGAUUUCUCAUCCUGCCCCAGACAAUCUACAGGGUGAUGAGAGUGCAGCAGCAGCGUCCCUCAGCCCCUCUGUUCACCAGGACAGCCAAGGAGUUGAAGGAUUUCAUGACAAGCCUCAGCGCUCCCUUGAAGCUGGAGAAGCUGGAAGAGCUUCACCCAUACCGCCUCCGACAUGGCGGGGCCAGCGAGGACUUCAACAGACAGACCCGCACCCUGCAAGAAAUUCAGAGGCGCUUGGGUAUCUUUCAGUGUAUCACAUCAGUGGUCUUUGCAGACUUCCCACUGAAUUGUUGUGCAUAUGCAGAUCUUCGAAGCAAUGUCUUGCCUUUCCCGGGGCGGAGCUACCCUCCCGCGCCGCUGUCGAGCGCCUCGCCGCUGCACCCGACCUCCGCGCUGUCGCUGCGGGGGGCACAGCUGUCGGUUCGGCCUAGCACCAUACCAUUGCCCAAUUCUUUGCGGCCGCAAUCGAUGAAUCGGCCGCCGCCCAUGACGAUGCAAGCGCAGUCCAUGCCGCUACCAGAUGAAGAUGAUGGCCAUGUGCCUAUCCCUCAUCGCAUCGAGGACAUGGGCGAUGGACUAGCACGACAGCCUCCCAGCAGUCAAGAGAAACCGCCCGCGUGGCACGACAUCGAGGAGAGGCCACAUUUGAUCGAAGUGGAGCUAGAUGAGCUGGAAUUGCAUCCUGAUGCACCCGAUCUGCAAGCAGGUUGGUUCGAGUCCCUGAGGUACUUCAUCUCCUUGCAUCCGCGCUCAGAGGAGCCAGACCACAUUCCCUUGCCGCGGGAUCCGCCGUUGCAAAGCGUCGACGGCCACUAUUUGGUGUCGCAGGCUCAAAGGGCCUACAAACCGGCAGCUCAGGUGGGCUUCAGUGAAGACGGACCCAAUCAGAAUUUGGUCGCCACCUUCGAGGAGGCGAUGAGUCUUCCAAUGGAGAAGUUGGAUCAUCAUUUGGUGGCCUACGUUUGGGCCAUCAAAAGCGGCAUGAUGGGCGCACAAACCACAACCCUGGUAGGGCGUGCCUUAGCCCCGCUGCAAGAUUUCCAGCUGCAGCGGAAGACCACCACCUGGGGUAUCUUCGAUAUCUUGCCAGGUGCUGGCUGCGUCAUUCUUGCGUGUUUCGUGCUUGAGUCUGGAGUCCGUCAAAGGAUUACCACUGGAUCAAGCAAAAUCCCUCGAGUCCGUCCAAGAGUUUCUGAUGGAGCAGAAAAGCCAAGGAAAGUUCAAACCAACUUUCCGUUGUGGUUUGUAAACUAUUAUAGCGGCCUAUGCCCCAAAUUCAAGAAAUAUAUCUUUUCCCAAUCCUUCAGCAGGGCCAUGCGCCCUGGAUCUAGGCGGACCCUACUACGCCCACUCAUUAUGGGCUAAGGCCGCCCACAACUGAAGAACCAAAAAUGGCUACUAAGUCAGAGGUUUCAAGAUUUUUUAUAUCAUCCCAAACACGCAUGAACGAACUCAUCUUAUCAGUGCUGGUGCAUUGCCGGGCUGGUGGCACCUAAGUGCGAUUCAUCAUCACUGAGAUGACCAUCCUGUGUCUCGUAGUGGCCUAAAGAAGCAGUUGGGUUGAUAAGGGUUGAUUGUAAUCAAACAAGAUGAAACCUGAACGCUUCUGAAUCCUUGAAGACUAAGUAUCUGACCUUGUAAUAAUAGGGCCCUUUUCAUGAGAACACUCGUGGGCCAUGGUUUCACUGAUGAUCCUACUUGCUUAAAAAAAUGUUCUAAGUUUCAUAAUUUGCCACCCAGAUUUGGGAAGACAUCAUCCCUUGCUGACAUCAUGUGUUGGUGUUCUAACGCUUGAACCUUGCCGACAUCAUCCCUUGCUGACCUGACUCCUGAGCAGAAGAGGCCAAAACCGCAGUGGGCAGGGGUGGAUAGGCAAACGUAUAUACAUGGGAUCCCCUGUCAAGACAAAGUUCAGACAUGAGCUUGCGUCUAAACAAAGUUUAGACAUGGACCCUUUGGGCAUAUAUAUAUAAUUACAUACGUUCUUGGUUUUGAAUUUGAUAUACGUGGCGCCCGAGUUUCUUUUUGAAACAACUUUGUUGACCAAUCGAAUUACUAGCAGAACCAUGUUGCAAACCCAGUUCAAGAACAACUUAUUUAUCAUGAAGAACAAAUCAUACAUAUACUGUAUAUCCCCACGUGUGUUCCUUUAACCCAGUGAUUUUUUCAAACCGAAUUUUUUUUUUGAAACAAAACGAGAAAAACCAAGCUAUCAACUGCCAGGCCAUCGUGUUGCAGAAAUGCGAUUGAGG